Messenger RNA from Saprolegnia parasitica CBS 223.65, 1678 nucleotides. RefSeq lists its product as hypothetical. Gene Ontology annotation, molecular function: protein binding. The record is from RefSeq and is a predicted model, not a curated record. The coding region runs from base 1 to 1635 and encodes 544 amino acids. NCBI's taxonomy places the organism in Eukaryota, Oomycota, Saprolegniomycetes, Saprolegniales, Saprolegniaceae. The transcript is spliced from 4 exons.
AUGUGGGGGCGGUUAGUAGGCGCGACCGGGACGCUGGACCUCGUCCUGCCGCGGAGCCGACUCGGCCGCUUGGCCAAGAAGGCCGACGUCGUCAUCAACAAGCCGUUCAUCAGCGGCCUGCACUGCACGUUCGAGCGCCUCGACGCGGGCGGCGAGACGUCCGUGUGGCUCGUGGACCAUAGCACCAACGGCGUCUUCGUCAACGGCAGCGUCGUGGGCCAUUCGAACCGGGUCGCGAUCAACGACCAGGACGAGAUCUCGUUCACCAAACCGGGCGUCAAGAGCCCGGGCAUCGAGCCGCUCUUCUUUCGCUUCUGCCUCACGUACACCAUCCCGAUGCAAUCGCUGGAGGCUCACAAUAGUCUUCCCAGGAAGAGCGAACCGUCGACGCCGACGCAUCGCGUUGGCCAGAAGCGGCCGCGAAGCCCGUUCUCGACGCCCGAGCCGCGCGCGGUGAUUGACAGUGCCAAGAAGCUCUGCGUGUCAUCCACAACGCAGCGCGAUGAGCUCAUCUCGGGCACGGAAGCGAUGCAAAAGGCCAACCAAGACCUGCGCCAACGCCUCGUCGAGCACGGCAACCGUGAGAACGAGCUCAAGGAAAAGAUCCAAACGAUGCUCGUCACGAUCAACGAGAAAGACUCGACGAUCGAAAAGAUGGACGAAGAGCACGCCAAGCUGCGCGCGCAGGUCAUGCAGCAAGACCACACCAUCCAAGACCUAACUGCGCACCUCGAUGCGUACAAGAGCCUCGAAGAAGGCUGGAAGACCAAGGAGGUCGAGUGGGCGCAGCAAAAGGAGCUCCACCUCACAACGGCUGCAGACCUCAGCGCCGCGCAGCGGCAAUUGCAACACGCGCAGAGUGUUAUUAGCGUGCUCGAAGCGCAAGCAGCCGAGACGUCUACCAAGAUGGCCGAAGCGACGCAGCAGGUUCGCGACCUCGAGGUCGCGAAUCACCAGCUUCAGAUGCAGCUCGACGCCGUCCAGAUGAAGCGAGAGCAGCACGAAGAAGACUCUCGCAGAAGCGUUCAAGAAAGCGUGCUCGUCAUGAAGGCCCGGCUCGCGACCGCGCGCGAAGCGUUCCACCAGAUGCAGCACUACAUGGGCGUGCUUGCGACCCAGAUCCAGAUCCCAAGCUUAUCAGAGGCCCAGGACACUGACGCCGCCGUCGACGACGAAGACGAUGGCGAGACGCAGUGUAUGGACAAGGCGCGACCACAGUCCUUGGUCGACUUGGCCGGUAGUGCCAAGCAUGAGGCUGCGACUACGAACAGCGAGGAAGUCAAAAGCCAGGAGCCACCUUUGGCGGUCAAGCCGAAAGAAGCGAGACGGUUGUUCACGACGACCUCGGACUCCGAUGAGGGUACCAAGCCGACAGAGGCGCGCAGUGACGACGAUGAAGACAGCGACGAAGACAUGACGGCGGAGCACCGACCCGAGUCCAAGGCGCUCUCGCCAGACGAGACGCAUGUGAUGGACAUUACGACCGACUCGCCGAGGGAGGCUGCGCCGCCGGCUCUCGUCGAGGCCAAGAGCAAGCGCUGGUUGCAGCUCAACACCAUGGACGAGUCGCACAACGAUAGCGAGACGGGCUUGUUUGACGAAACACAGAUUUCCCAAGACUUGCAAGACGAAUAAGAAACGCGAUGAUACAUCAAGGUUGGUACGUCGGAUCUCACGG